AAACAACAAAAAAAGUAGCCAUGACCAUCAACACCACUCAUAACUGCACAGAGCCCCAGAGUAACUGGAUCUUUGUCGGGGUCUACUCCAUGGUCUUCAUGGUUGGCCUCAUCCUCAACCUCACAGGUAUAGGGACAGAAUGUGCCUAAAUUAUCAUCUUCUUGCCUAUAUCAAUGAAAAGGCAUUUGGAGCAGGCCAUAACUCACUUAAAUUGCAACUGAAGCUUUGUUUUAUGUCUGAAUGGCAUGUCUUUAGUAGCCAGACAGGCACGCCAAUACAAUGCUGCGCCUUCAUUAUGUUACAAUAUAUCCAUUUGAUUUUUUCUCAUGAUUAUUCUCACAGCACUGGUGGUGUUCUUCUGCUACACCAAGUCGUGGUCUCACACCACUGUCUACAUGAUCAACCUAGCCAUCGCAGACCUCCUCCUGGUCCUGACUCUGCCCCUGAGGAUCUACUACCAUCUGGGGAUGCAUGGGUUAUCUCAGGUCCUCUGUGAAGGUAAAGGUUUGUCUGAGUUACCUCAGGUCCUGUGUGAAGGUUAAGGCUUGUCUGAGUUACCUCAGUUACCUCAGGUCCUGUGUGAAGGUAAAGGCUUGUCUGAGUUACCUCAGUUACCUCAGGUCCUGUGUGAAGGUAAAAGCUUGUUCAGGUUACCCGAGGUCCUUUGUGAAGGUAUAUGUUUGUCCAGGUUACAUCAGGUCCUGUUUGAAGGUAAAGGCUUGUCCGGGUUACCUCAGGUCCUGUGUGAAGAUAAAGGUUGACUCUAUGCUGUUAUGUUAGCUUAGUCACAAUAUCUGUUUGUGCUAUCAUGUCAACUCAUUGAUGUCAUUGUCAAGCCAAACAUGUUAAGCACGACAAUGAGUCACAAUGAUUUGGAAUAAUAGCACAAACAGACUGGCACUCAGGCUAUUGUAAAUAUUUGAAUAUUGACUAGGCUUUUGGUAUUUUUCUAGGAAUCUACAACCUAGGAUUUUUGUAGUUGAAUGUUAAAUGUUGCACUCUCUGUUUUGUCUGUCCGUGUGAUGUUUUUUUAUAUAGAUAAUAUUAAUUGCUUUUCUUAUGACGUGUAAAACUAAUUCCCAUUGGGGCAGUAAAGGUUUUAUUUUCCUCCAUUCAUGCAUUCAUUCAUUGAUUCAUAGAUUCAUUAAUGCAUUUAUUCCAGGGGUGGGCCUGGUUCUGCUGGUCAACAUGUAUGGCAGCAUCUUUCUCCUCACCUGCAUGUGUUUCGACCGUUGUGUAGCUGUGUGUUUCCCCAUGUCUUGCCGGGUUCGGGAGGGCCGAAAGAAAGCCCCGCUGGUCUGCCUCGGUGUGUGGGGGCUUACCAUCGGAGCCAGCCUCCCCAUCUACAUCUCCAAACGCAGGUACAACUUUGACCCAGAUAUUCUCCUGGUCAGGUCAACUAGGACCAGUUAUUCUCCUGGUCAGGUUAACUAGGACCCAGAUAUUCUCCUGGUCAGGUCAACUAGGACCCAGAUAUUCUCCUGGUCAUGUCAGGGAGGACCCAGGUAUUCUCUUGGUCAGGUCAACUAGGACCCAGAUAUUAUCCUGGUCAGGCAACUAGGACCCAGGUAUUCUCCUGGUCAGGUCACAAAAACUCAUUGCCCUAUAGACCCUUUUCCAGUACAUGACACAUUUACGUCACACACAGAUGCGCGUGACUCUUGGCAGCAGUAAGAAAGCCAUCGCCAUCCAUUCAACACAGCCUAGAUUAACUUUUUUAUUACUUCUAAACAAAAUAACUUUUUGGAGUUCUCAUGCGCUUACGAUGAUAUUUGUAUUCUUGCUUGAGCAGUCGCUAAGAUUAUAUUUGGUUCUGAUCUUUGCAAAAUAACUAUUUUGGAUGCAGCAGUUGUUAGCUAGAAUGCUAACGCUCAUUGAUAUAAGCUGUAGCAAAAGCUAGCUAAAGAGCCAUUUUACUGGUUGAAGUUGAAGUGUUUUUUAAGUAUAAUGCAGUUGCUUUGCGAUGAUGACACAAACAUUAUAUUAAGCAGGACAUUCAUACGAGCAUUAAAAUCCAAUUAUAAUCCAAAAGCAGUGUGAAAUGCACCCAUUAGCAACAUGUAAAUAGAGGCUUUUUUUGCUGGCGUUCUAUAAGAACUCCCCCUUGUUCUGCCACCAACUUGCGCACAUCGCCAUCAUGCAGCAAUGUUUGCAAACACAGAAAGUGGUCUAUAACAUCACAUCAGACCCAACCCUGUAUCAUUUAUAUAUCCUUUUAUAAUCCCUCUCUCUCCCUUUCUCUCUCUUUCUCUCCCCACCUCUCUCUCUCUUCCUCCCUCUCUCUCUCGCCCCCUUUUUCUCUCCCUUUCUCUCUCUUUCUCUCUUCCCCCCUCUCUCUCUCUCCCUCAUCCCCUCUCUCUCCCUUUCUCUCUGUCUGUCUUUCGGCUGAAACGUAGCAAGGCAUCCAAGGAGAUCCAGGUGGACCGCUGUUUCGGGAGCUUUCCGGUCUACGCCACACAGACCACGGCGGUCGCCUCGACACUAACCGUCGGCUUCGGCAUCCCCUUGGUGGUGAUGUUGGUCUGUUCCUGGGCGUUGAUACAUGCCAUCACAAGAAGCGCUGUAGCGCAGACAGACCUUAUCAACUCUGGGAAGAUCCAGAGGAUGAUCGCCACCAGCCUGGUGAUAUUUCUGGCCUGCUUCCUGCCCUACCAUGGGACUCUGGCACUCCUCUAUGUCCAUAGGGAAGCGGUACCGUGCUCCCUACUGUCGGUAUACCACUAUAGCCUAAUGGUGGCCUGUCUGAACGCCAUUUUGGACCCACUUGCCUACUACUUCACCACAGAGACGUUCAGGAGGAAGGUGGAUAUGGACGCCAUGACGAGGAUGUUCCCACUCAACAGUCAGAACUCUGAGGGGAACAACUCCAGAGCACCCGUCAACACU
Molecule: messenger RNA, 2886 nt
Organism: Coregonus sp. 'balchen'
Lineage: Eukaryota; Metazoa; Chordata; Actinopteri; Salmoniformes; Salmonidae
Source: the annotation of a GenBank genome assembly